This is a messenger RNA of Saxophila tyrrhenica, 903 nucleotides long. It is a transcript of the gene MET16, whose product is annotated as 3'-phosphoadenylsulfate reductase. Gene Ontology annotation, molecular function: phosphoadenylyl-sulfate reductase (thioredoxin) activity. The transcript has a single exon. The coding region runs from base 1 to 903 and encodes 300 amino acids. The record is from RefSeq and is a predicted model, not a curated record. Gene Ontology annotation, cellular component: cytoplasm. NCBI's taxonomy places the organism in Eukaryota, Fungi, Ascomycota, Dothideomycetes, Mycosphaerellales, Extremaceae.
AUGACAUACCGCCACCGCUCGACGUCUUCAGAACGAGACGUGGACUCGGGAUACUCCAGCGGCGAGUCCUCCACUGUCCUACCUGAGGUCUACUUCUCGCGACAACACCUUAAAUUCCUCAACUCGCAACUAGCCAAGCUCGACCCUCGAGAUGUCCUCAGAUGGUGCAUGACGUCGCUGCCUGCACUCUACCAAACAUCAGCAUUCGGCCUGACCGGUCUCGCCAUGAUGGACAUGGUCGACAAACUCGACUUCCCACUAAGAUCCAACAUCGAGCUCAUCUUCAUCGACACACUCUACCACUUCCCGCAGACCAUGGACCUGGUCGAGCGAGUCAAGGAGCGCUACCCUCGGCUGAAGAUCCACACUUUCAAGCCUGAAGGCUGCGACACAACAUCCGACUUCGAAGCAAAGCACGGCGACGAGCUGUGGAAGAAGAACGAAGAACUCUACGACUUUUCCGCCAAAGUCGAGCCCGCACAGCGCGCCUACUCCGAGCUCAAAGUUAAGGCCGUCAUGACUGGCCGUCGAAAGUCGCAAGGCGGCAAGCGAGGCGAGCUGGAGAUCCUCGAGUUCGAAGAGGAGACUGGAGUCAUAAAAGUCAACCCUCUCGCCAACUGGUCGUUCAAGGAAGUGCAGGCGUACAUCAAGGAGAACAAUGUCCCCACCAACGACCUGUUGGACCAAGGUUACCGGUCUGUGGGUGACUGGCACUCGACUGAGCCGGUGACUGACAGCGAAGACGAGCGUGCCGGCAGGUGGAAGGGCAGGAACAAGACCGAGUGUGGGAUUCACAACAAGAGGUCGCGGUAUGCCAUGUACCUUGCCGAGCAGGAGCAGCAGCGGCAGAAGGAGUUGAGUGAAGCUAUCAAUGGCGGGUUAGGGAUCGAGGCGUCUUCGUGA